Messenger RNA from Rhinopithecus roxellana (golden snub-nosed monkey), 2968 nucleotides. It is a transcript of the gene GNGT2, whose product is annotated as G protein subunit gamma transducin 2. The coding region runs from base 444 to 653 and encodes 69 amino acids. Lineage: Eukaryota; Metazoa; Chordata; Mammalia; Primates; Cercopithecidae. The transcript has 4 exons. Gene Ontology annotation, molecular function: G-protein beta-subunit binding. Gene Ontology annotation, biological process: G protein-coupled receptor signaling pathway. Gene Ontology annotation, cellular component: heterotrimeric G-protein complex. The record is from RefSeq and is a predicted model, not a curated record.
CAGCACAGCAAAAAUAGAAAACAGCCGAUGUGGCAGCAAGAGGGGUCAGGGUUGGACACCGGGAAGACACGACCAGAGAGGUCCCAGAGGGGUGUUAGCAAGCCUGUGAAGGGUUGCGUGGGAUGAAGAUCUGCCCUACAUGCUCUGUGCUGAUGAAGGCAGGACAAGAUGAAAUUGACCAAGUGUAAUGUGAGGAACUCAGAUUAGACAACAGGAAGGACUUGGAUUUGAGAAGCACCAGGUUCAAAUUCCAGAUCAACUUAUUGAUUUUAGGAAGCAGCGGUGGACAGAGCACUGAGCCUGCCUAGGAGGCCAUCUGCUUUAUCUGAAGAUUUUCAGCUGAUGAAGAACUAGGAGGCUCAAACACUAUCUUACCUGAGUCCAGGACAAGUGACUUGGAAAGCGUGCUCUUCUGUGGCAGGAUUGGGUCUGUCUAGGGCAGGAUGGCCCAGGAUCUCAGCGAGAAGGAUCUGUUGAAGAUGGAGGUGGAGCAGCUAAAGAAGGAAGUGAAAAACACAAGAAUUCCGAUUUCCAAAGCGGGAAAGGAAAUCAAGGAGUAUGUGGAGGCCCAAGCAGGAAACGACCCUUUUCUCAAAGGGAUCCCUGAGGACAAGAACCCCUUCAAAGAGAAAGGCGGCUGUCUGAUAAGCUGAUGGCACGGAGCCCCACCCUGAGUGUCUGUCCCUCUUCAGCUGAGCCCAAGUCUCCUAGACCCCCAGUGAGCCAAUGAGGUGUCACCUUCUCUUCAUCACAGAAUGAGUAAAGAUCCCUGAACAAAUGCAUUGUGAACCCAUUCCCCACUCCCACUUUCCACUCUUUUCUCCCAUUAUUUCCUCCAUCUGCUGGGUCUCUGCUGACUUUGCUGGGAACACUCUGAGGACAGUGUGGCUGGCCAAGCGGUUGGCCCCAGGGGUGGUGGGGUGUGAGGAGCCUGAGAUACCACGAGACCCCAGAGGGCAGUCCUUAGGAAGCAUUUACACCACCUUAGAACCCCUCCGUCUUUUCCCUCCACUCUCUUCCUAGGAAGAAAGCAUUUCCACACCAGAUUAGUUUAGGCUGGGGGCCAGGGUUGGGGCGGUCCUGUCCCCCCAUAUCAUGUCCUACCCUGUGAUCCUGUUCCUAGUCAUUUAGAUCACCCCAGAUGGCCUGAUGACAACAGGAGUUUGUGAAGUUAUGAUUUCAUGAUUUAUUUAAUAUUGUCAAGUAGUCUAUUAGUGCUGGGCACUAUGGAUGGAAGAGUGAGCAAGACGAACAUGGCUCCUAUUUUCAUGGAAUUUAGUGGAGAAGACAUGAAACAAUUUACAAUAAGUCCAUAAACGCUACAAUGGGGAGAGUCAAGGGCCGUGUAGGAACACACAGCAGAAAGACAUUCAGGGCAACGAGAAAUGUCAAUGUAAAUGCUGUCGAGGGGCGCAGAAUGGGGGCUGGAAAAGCAUGAGGCUAGAGAAGGAGAUUGAGGUCAAGUCUUGAAGGACCUUUCGGUGAACUCAGUUAGGAACUUUGUUCUUCAUCCUAAGGGCAAUAGGAAGCCUAGGAAGGUAUUUAGGCAGAUUCUAGUUAGCAGAAGGGAGGCUGGAUCCUGCUAAGGACUGGGAAUGUAGUGAUGGAUCAGACCAAUUCCUGGGCCUUGCCGGCACGGAAAGGACUGAAGGAGCUGCAGACAAACCAGCACUCAUGAUACAAUGAGCUCAGUGCAACAUCAGAGAGGUCUGCGAGGGAUAUGAUGGAAUCCCAUAGGAGGGCUACCUAAUCUUGCUGAAGGGGUGCGUUGAGUCCUUGGAAGAAAGACAGGAAAGGUCUUUAGAAGGAGAUGAUAUCUCGAGCUGAGUUCUAAAGGGUUAAGUUGUCAAUGGGUGGAUGGAUGGCACUUCUGGUGGGCCAGUAUAAACAGAGGCAUGAUAUGAGAAAGGACCAUGGUUUGAAUGGGAGCACCAAUCAUGUUGGAGUGGGAAUGUCAAGAGGUCUAGAUCCGUAGGAUCUGUGCUAGAGAGGGCUUGGAGGUGACUUGUGGGGUCUGGCUUGCUGAACUAAACAAACUUAUUUGCUGGGAGUGACUUGGUAAUGUUAGAAGGAAAUUUGCUUUUCUGGUAGGGAGGGUGACAAAGUCUUGCUCUGUCGCCCAGGUUGGAGUGCAGGGGCACAAUCAUGGCUCACUGCAGCCUCUGCCUCCUGGGCUCAAGCAAUCCUCCCACACCAGCCUCCCAAGUAGCUGGGACUACAGGUGUGUGCCACCACGCUUGGCUAAUUUUUAAAUUUUUUUGUAGCGGCAGGGUCUCACUAUAUUGCACAGGCUGAUCUUGAACUCCUGGCCUCAAGCAAUUCUCCUGCCUUGGUCUCCCAAAGUGCUGAGAUUAUAGGCGUGAGCUACCAAGCCUGGCUGGAAAUUUGCUUUUGACAAGAUUGAACAGGGAAAGAGUGAAGGCAGAGAGGCAGUUAAGGAGGUGAUUGUUCCAUCAGGGGUGAGGUGAGGAAGACCUGAAUUAGGGCAGUGGCUGUAAGUCUUGGGGGCAGUAGGUAAGUUGAUGAGUUCUUUGGGAAAUCAAGUUUUCAGAUCUUGACAUUUCUUUGAGUUAUGAGUGAAAGAGAAUGAGUUGUCAAGGAUGGCAUCCAAGUUUCUGGCUUGUAGGGUUUACUAGAUAGAAAUGAAAGCAAGUCUCUGAAAAUAAACCUAAUCUAAUAGUCAUCCUACAUACUACAGCUGCAGCCUCCCUUCCCCAGCUGGUCACAGCCCAAAUGCCAAGGGUGAGGUCACAGGGCCUCUGUGGUCAAAAUCCAGGAUCUCCAAUUCCCAAUUCCAUCCUGACUCCAUCUCACCAUUCUGCAAGCUGGUGUCAAUUCAACCACUCUCCAUAUAGUCUGCUCAAGAGAAGGAAAAGAUGAGGAAUGAGAAAGAGAAAACAUUAAAGACAGUAAUUCUUCCUUCAAAAAAACAGGGAAAGGUAAAUAUUCCAUAGGACUCCAACAGUAA